GAGUUCGAGAUGGCUCGGUUGGUGAGGGGUUCGAGCCGACAGAUGGCGCGAAUGACGGAUUCGGGAGAAAAGAGUCGACAGGAAAAUUACCGUUUUCUUCGUUAUGAUUAUUUCUCUCUAGAUUUUUUUGUUUCUGCCAACCUCUUUAAUUCUUGUAAUUUUUUUUUUUCACGUGACCCUCCAGCCGUUUCUCACAACAUUUUAGGCCUGUCUCCUUUUGAGAUUUCUAGUAAUUCCAAGUCCGACCUGCUUCGUUACACAUCAGUGGAAUCAAGAACCUUAAGAUUUCACGCUUCCUCGUGCUGAAAAUACGUCUUGAUUGAUUGAUCGAUCACCGCUGGAAAUAUGGAUGAUGAAAUCGUGGACGAUGGUACUAAGAAGGUUAAGGAUGAUAUCAAACCCAAAGAGGAGAGUGAGUGCCUCGACGGAGAUAAGAUUCCGAUUACCACUACCACCACGAAAAAUGCUUUGAUAACAACGCAGUUGGGUCCGUGCGAUACGUAUCCACAUCGAGUUAAAGUAUCCAUCGUGGGUACCGGAAACGUGGGAAUGGCUUGUGCGAUUGCUAUACUCAUGAGGAGAAUGGCCAGUGAAGUCUGCCUAAUCGAUAAAGACCUAAAAAAAGCCAUGGCCGAAGCCGAGGACAUACAACAUGCUGGGAUCUUUCUGGGGAAUCCUUUGGUGACCGGUGCUUCGGAUAUGUCCAUGGUCAAGGAAUCGGCUGUAGUGAUCAUCGCCAUAGCUGAUACGAAGAGCGAUGGGAAACCUGAUGUCAAGUAUAAUUUUGAAGUCUUCAAGAAACUGGUACCCACCAUUGCAAAAUUUGCCUGCAGAGCUGUCAUACUUGUGGCCACUCAUCCCAUUGACGUGAUGUCAUACAUUGCUUGGAAAUUGUCAAAAUUCCCAUCGAACCGUGUACUGGGAACUGGUACUCUGGUGGACAGUGCUCGUUUCCAAUAUUUUCUGAGUCAAAAAUUUGGAUUGGCUAACACGUCUGUGAGCUGUAUGAGCAUCGGAGCUCAGGGAGACUCGUCGGUUCCGCUUUGGUCAAGUGUUCACGUGGCCGGAAUGAAGUUGCGUGACAUAAAUCCAAGAAUGGGAGAGAAGGACGAUCCAGAAAAAUGGAAUGAAAUUAAUGCAGCCGUAAACGAAAGUGAAGCCAGACUAGAUAAACAAAAAGGUUCGAAAGCCCCAAACUGCUGGGGACUUGGGUUUUGCACGGCUGAAAUAGUCGACGCCGUAUUGAGAAAUACGAAAGUCAUCCUACCCGCGUCUACCUACAUUCACAGUUGUUCGCACGGCACGGAUAAAGACGUGUACAUGUCCGUACCGUGUGUCUUGGGAAGAGAAGGCGUGCAUCACACAGUGCGACAAAAGUUAACCGAGGCUGAAAAAACGGCAUUGCAAAGUUGUGCGGAUAACAUUCGCAAUACACUCAGAGAAUGUGGAAUACUGAAAGAGCCUAGGGAUGACGUGAAGACUUGAUCAAUGAAAAAUAGUAGACAAUUUUUAAAUCUAAACUAAAUCAUUAGAAAUUCCAAAUAUAAUUAUAAAAA
This is a messenger RNA of Cephus cinctus (wheat stem sawfly), 1556 nucleotides long. Its product is annotated as L-lactate dehydrogenase. Gene Ontology annotation, biological process: carboxylic acid metabolic process. NCBI's taxonomy places the organism in Eukaryota, Metazoa, Arthropoda, Insecta, Hymenoptera, Cephidae. The record is from RefSeq and is a predicted model, not a curated record. Gene Ontology annotation, molecular function: oxidoreductase activity, acting on the CH-OH group of donors, NAD or NADP as acceptor. The transcript is spliced from 8 exons. The coding region runs from base 346 to 1485 and encodes 379 amino acids.